AUGGCCAAUCCAGGGGAAUUAAUCGAGCCACUCGCCCAGAGCUCAGCAGCACAAAACCUCGACAGAAGACGCUUCUCACAGGACAUCCGCAAUCUGAGUCCAGACGUAAUAGAUGGCCUUAUGUCCACCUGUGAUGGCCGUCCUUUCCUCGUGGUGCAUCAUCUUCCAGAAUUAAAGGAGACAGGUAUACCUUACUUAAUACCCGGAGUCCCCAUCACCUGCAAAGUGGACAACACAGAGAAAUACACAACUCGCUCAAAGGUCCAUGUAGGUACACUGUACACGGUGCGGCUAACUCAUGGACAUUUCCAGUGGGCAGUAAAGAGGAAGUACAAACACUUUCAGGAGCUACAUCGAGACCUUUACAAGCACAAGAUGAUGCUUCACUUGUUGCCACUGGGAAGAUUUGCAAAAGAGAGGCAGCAGCUGAGAGCCAUGUCAGAGGAAAUGCCCAGUCUGCACGGGACUGACCGGACCAGGAGGGCCUCCAGCAAGAUGAAAUACCUGGAGGAGUACCUAAAUGGUCUGCUGGAAAAUGCAUUUUGUAGGAAUGACCAUAGCAUGCUGGAAUUCCUCUCUGUGGGUGCUCUCUCUUUUGUCACGGAUCUUGGACCCAAAGGCUUGGAGGGCCCUAUCUUCAAGAGGUCAGGGGGUCACCGUAUUCAGGGUUUGAACUGCAUCGGCCAUCACCAGUUCUGUUUCCGCUGGUCACGCCGCUGGCUGGUGGUAAAAGACUCGUUCCUGAUGUACAUGAACAGAGACAACGGAAGUAUCAACUUUGUGUUACUGUUUGACCCUGAGUUCAAGGUGAAAGUGGGUCGUGCUCACACAGACACCAGAUACGGAGUCUGUUUUGAGAACUUCACUCGGUGUCUGGUCAUCAAAUGCAGCAGCUACAGGCAGACCCACUGGUGGAGUCAUGAAAUCAACCGGUUGGCCGAGAGCUGCGAUUACCUCAAAGUACAGUGCUUUGGGGGUUUUGCUCCACCACGGGACAACACACUCACUAAAUGGUAUGUGAAUGGAAGUGGCUACUUUGCAGACCUGGCUGAUGCUCUUGAACAAGCUAAGGAGGAGAUUUUCAUCACUGACUGGUGGCUGAGCCCUGAAGUGUUCUUGAAGAGGCCAGCAACUGAGAACUACUGGCGCCUGGAUGAGAUACUCAAACGCAAAGCAGAACAAGGAGUCAAAGUGUGUGUCUUGCUGUACAAGGAAGUGGAACUUGCACUUGGCAUCAACAGUGACUACAGCAAAAGGACUCUGAUGAAUAUGCACCCGAACAUCAAGAUAAUGCGACAUCCUGAUCAUGUGUCGUCUGUGGUGUUCCUGUGGGCUCACCAUGAAAAGAUGGUGGCUAUUGACCAAACUGUGGCUUUUGUCGGAGGGAUUGACCUGGCAUUUGGGAGAUGGGAUGACAGCCAGUAUCGGCUCACUGACCUUGGUUUGACAGCCAACAGUGUAACAGAGCCGGAGCCACAAGAAAAUACAGUGGUUGAUGCAGUGACUGAUGAUACAAAACCAUUGGAACCAGAUAAUCAAGUAGAGCAGGACCCUCUGGAUCUGACUGGCAACACUAAGCUGUGGCUUGGCAAAGACUAUAGUAACUUUAUCAGAAGAGAUUGGGUCCAGUUGGACAAACCCUUUGAAGAUAACAUUGACCGUACUCAAGUUCCUCGCAUGCCGUGGCGUGAUCUGUCUGCAGUUCUUCACGGCAAAGCUGCCAGAGAUGUAGCACGGCACUUCAUUCAGCGCUGGAACUACACCAAGAUCUUCAAGAUCAAGUACAAGGAUGAUUUCUACCCCUACCUUCUCCCAAAGUCCCACUGUACUGCCGACACACUGCCUUUCACUGUGCCUGGGUCCCAGAAAGCCAAAGUACAGGUGUUACGUUCUGUAGAUCGGUGGUCAGCUGGAACCUGCGAGAAUUCGAUUCUCAACGCCUACAUCCAAACCAUCGAGAACAGCGAGCACUUCAUCUACAUCGAGAACCAGUUUUUCAUCAGCUGUGCUGAUGGGAAGACCGUCCAUAAUGGGAUCGGGGAUGCAAUUGUGAACCGAAUUCUGCGUGCACACAGAGAGCAGAAGAAGUACAGAGUGUUUGUGGUGAUUCCUCUACUUCCUGGAUUUGAGGGAGACAUCAGUGCAGGAGGUGCAAAUGCCAUCCAAGCGAUACUGCACUUCACUUACAGGACUAUAUGUCGUGGAGAGCACUCCAUCCUGUCGAGACUUAGUGAAGUUCAAGAUCAAUGGACUGAGUACAUCACAGUGUGCGGCCUGAGGACUCAUUCCCAGCUUUCCCAGUCCCUUGUGACCGAGCUUAUCUAUGUUCACAGCAAGGCCCUCAUCGCUGAUGACCGCCGCUAUAUCAUUGGCUCAGCCAACAUCAAUGACCGCAGCAUGCUGGGCAGCAGAGACAGUGAGCUGGCAGUGUAUGUAGAGGAUGAGGAGAGAGUCCCGUCCAUUAUGGGAGGGGAGGAGUACCAGGCAGGACCCCUCACACUGGCUCUACGCAAAGAGUGUUUCAGUGUUCUUGUUGGAGCCGCUUCAGACCCUAGUAUCAAUAUUGAUGAUCCAAUCAGCGAUGAGUUUUUCUACUUGGUCUGGAAUGAAAAAGCUAAGCAGAAUGCUGAGAUUUAUGACAAGGUCUUCAAAUGCCUACCUUGCGACACAGCCCAGAAUAUGCGGGAGGUGAAGGAGUACUCCAAUCAGGAGCGCCUCUGUGACACUGACCCAGAACAGGCCGUCGAGGAGCUGAAGGCUGUCCGAGGACUGUUGGUCCACUUCCCCCUCAAGUUCCUGUGUGAGGAGAACCUUCUGCCUCCACUGGCCACUAAAGAAGGCAUGGCCCCCGUAGGGCUGUGGACAUAACGUCAGCUAUCAGACCAUUACAUAACAGUCAAAGGCCUUCUGUACAACAUGCUUCUUGUAGUUUUAUCUCACCUAAUGUUCAGCCCAGUAGACUAUAAUAGUCACAUCACACUUACUUGACUGUUGAGACGAUACCAACUGAAAACAAUUUGUUUUGUAUGAAUGUUUUUGUGAAACCUGUUUGACUGAUUAUGGGCUUGUCUGAACAUAACCCCUCAACUGUAGAUUUUAUGAUUGAUAAUCUUUUAGUAGAUGAGCAUGAUGUAGAAUAGCAUGUACUGGCCAGUUAGUCCAUGACGACAGUGUCUGUUUCAUAACUUCUACAAUGCAAUCUGAAGUGCGGAGCUGGCGGCAGUGUAAAGCUCAGAUAAAUGAAUGUGUGAGUCAGAAGAGAAUUGCAAGGUUGUAUUGGAAAUGGAGCAUCUCACAUGAUCAGGGAACAUAGUGUACAUUUAUUGGUGCAAGGUUUUUGGGUGGGUGGCUCUGUCUCUGUCUCUCUCUUUCGCUCUCCUCACUCACUCCCUCUGAGGCUUCACCUCUCACUGCAGUGCCAGCAAAUCUGUCAGAACAUUUGUGGUUGUUAUGGUGACGGAUAUAAAGAGAUGACUAGAUUGUAGCUGAAAUAAAGACUGGAUCGGGCAGAAAAGGGAGAGAACUGAUGAGAGGGGUAACUUACUAAUUCAGGAUAGUGCAUGAGAAAAUAGAAGGUAAUGUGUCAAAAGGAGACUAUUUGUUGAGGAAUGUCAUUUUGAUAAUUCUGGAUAAAUGACAAGGUGGUACAACUGUAAAUGGAAAGGAGAAGGAGGAUAAGAUAAUUAAAAGGUACGAGGUUGAUUUAGCAUUAAUAGUUGCAUGUUUUUAAGUCACCAUGACAACAAAGUGAAUUAUUAUUUCACCAUGUUGUCAGCAGUCUAGGACAGAACAUCCCACUGUCAGAGAAAGCCUCAUGAAGCAGAGACAGAAAUUGUUUGACCACCAUAGUUUUCAUGUUUUUCUUAUAUGGACUCCAGGUGCCAUAUCAUACCUUUAAUGGCCAUUCGUCUCCAGUUUGCCUGUAUUAAAUCAUAUUAUUUAUUAUCAUUUUUCCUUAGAUGCGCUGUUUUUCUGUAAUCUGUUACUGAAGAGUGAUUCAACAUGAUUUACAAUUCUACUUAGAUUUCCAUUUUUAGCACCAUUAAAUCGUAUUUUUUAACCUUAUAAUGUACACGAUUUUUAAUACUUAUCUAACCAUGUUACUGAGCCACGAAGCAAGCAACUACUUUUAGAUAAACACCUGUGAUUGGGCACCUAUGGUGAAUGGUAGAAAACCCCCUCCCCUCUUUUGAAAUGCUGUAUUCAGUCUAAAAAUACCAGCAAUGAAAGGACAAUGUAAUAACUGAGCUGAUGCUGAGAAAAUGGACUUAAAGUGUUUUUCUGCAGGAACAUAAAGAAGGAAAAAAGAAAAGAAUCCUGAGCAGGGUGACAUUUUCUAUGCAAAGUGUAGUUACUGAAACCAUUUUACAUCUUUGAAUGAUCCCCAGACCGGCCAAGUGCAAACACCUCCUUCAUACCAAAGUCUCUGUUUUGUUUUUGUCAGGCCAAGUCAAAAUGAGGGCAGCAUCUGAAGUGUGUUUGUGGGUUUUGGUUGUUUUUUUUGCCUUUAGGUGGUGUUCCCAUCUGAAUUUUAUGUGAAGAAAACCUCUACCAUGUAUUUAAAUGAGACUUACUAGGCUGUAUGUAAUAAGUGACAAAUACUGAUAGAUUGAAGUCCCUCUCAUUAACUCCAUCUGUUUUGUCAGCUUGUUGUAGUCACACUGGUUCUUAUGCUUUUGAAUCAGGGCCAGAACUUAUCACUACUUUAAUGGUUUUUGUGUGAACUGAUUUGCAAAUGUCACAGACCACAAACAUCUCAUGCAAACACACUUGUCCUGUGUCAGCGCCUUUUAACUCAAGGGCCCAUGAAAGUCUGUUUAGAAAUUGUGUGGUUAUGAACUGUUGACACUUUCUUUCAGAGGAUAUUAAAUUACCUCUGAGCCUUCACAUACUAGAAGCUAAAUAUUUUCUAGUGUCCCUUUUUGAGCACAAAAUGGUUUCUUCCUGUGGUAUUUUUUUUUUUAAAGAUUUCAGGAAAAUAAUUUUGACGUACUAAGAAGUGACUGCACAUUGUUUAAUUUUUGACUACUAGCCAGCAUUUACCAGUAUAUAUAUUUUUUAUAAAUAAUUUGUUUUUAACCAUUCUUUGUUUAUGUGAACAUUAGUUUAGUUUAAUACACUAAAAUGUAUGGACUAUUAACACUCAUGAUUGUACUAGUACUGUGUCACUGAGCAAUUUCUACUAAAGUAUAUUACUAUUCUUGUUUCCAUAAUACAUUUGACUAUUAAAAUUAAAAUGACUUUUUUAACAACG
Molecule: messenger RNA, 5254 nt
Organism: Sphaeramia orbicularis (orbiculate cardinalfish)
Lineage: Eukaryota; Metazoa; Chordata; Actinopteri; Kurtiformes; Apogonidae
Gene: pld2
Product: phospholipase D2
Exons: 23
Coding region: 1-2868 (955 amino acids)
Biological process (GO): phosphatidic acid biosynthetic process; intracellular signal transduction; phospholipid catabolic process
Cellular component (GO): intracellular membrane-bounded organelle; plasma membrane region
Molecular function (GO): D-type glycerophospholipase activity; phosphatidylinositol binding
Source: RefSeq, a predicted model, not a curated record